GCGGGGUCAGCACUGCAUUGCCGCCUCCUUCCUUCCUUCCUUCCCACCAGCCUCAAGAAAAGGGCCGAGGCGAGGCAAGGCAAAGGCCAAGCCGUCCCCUCCCUCCUCCCUCCCCGUUGCUUCAGUUCGUCCACUCCCCGUUCCCCCAUAUCUAAUCCUGGACCGACCGACCUGCAAGCAGCAGCGAGAGGAGAGGAGGGAGAUAUAUACAUAGCCAAGGAGGGGAGACUCUUUCGAGACGACCAGGAAGGAGGAGGAGGAUGCCUUCCAGAGCGAUGAACCGGCUGUUCGUCGAGUCGUCGUCGUCGUCCUCCGGCAGCGGCGGAUGCAGGGAGGCCGCGCCGGCCGCGGCGGUGCUCUGCGCCCCGAGGCCGCGCAGGGCCCAGGUCCAUCCUUGCAGCGCCGACCUCAUCCUUGGCCCGCCGCCCUUCCUGCUCAGCAGCAAGAAGAGCAAGGAGGGAGGCAAGACCAAGUCAGCGGAGGCGGAGGUGGACGGCGAUGAGGACGGGGGCUGGGCGCUGUUCGGCGGGUCGCCGCCGGCGCGCGCGGACAACCCGCUCGUGCACGACCCCCACUUCCUGCUCAACCAGCGCCACCCCGUGGACUCGUCGCCGUUGGAGCUCGGGAUUUUUGACCACCAGAGCCGCAGCAACUACAGCCACCACCGCCCCACGUAUAUUAGCAGCAGCAGCAGUAACAGCAGCAGCAGCAGUUUUGCCCCGUCGUUCGCGCCGACCGUGAGGAUCCAGGGGUUCGACGUCGCCGCGUGCCGGAGCUCCCACAGCAACGGCGGCGGCCGCGUGCUGUCCGCCCGCGCCUGAGCGCGAGGCGGUGACGGAGGAGCUCCGGUAAGCCGGGGCGCCGCCGGACCCAGGGGGGAAGACCUCGAAUCUUGUACAGUUUUCGCCGGCAGACCGUCUUGUUCGUUAGCUUACUACUACGCUACGUGUGUUUUGUGGUAUAUACAGCAACGGUUUUUAUUAACAGCAGAUCAGUCAGAAUAGGGAGCCGCGAGAGAGAUCUCGCUAAGAAGAAGAGUAGAUUGAUGAUCACCGAUACACAGCAGGGAGGGUCAAAGGGAGAGAGAGAUGAAUUUUUUUUCUUAUAUUUUUUUUUCCUCAGCAAGGUUUUCUCGUCUUGUGUUGUAAACUAGCAUCCUCUUGUUCGUCCUGUAGAUAUCAAUCAGUUCGUGUUCUAGUUGAGGAGUCCGUUCCUGGGAUGGUGAUGAAAAAAAGAUGCUUUUGCUUGCUUAAGCAAGCCGUGAAGCUACCUCCGCCAUGUAAACCAUGGUUGUAUGUAUAAAGAAACCGUGUACAUAACAUGAUGAAUAUGUAAUCAAGAAUUCCGCAUCCAUCA
Molecule: messenger RNA, 1356 nt
Organism: Setaria italica (foxtail millet)
Lineage: Eukaryota; Viridiplantae; Streptophyta; Magnoliopsida; Poales; Poaceae
Exons: 2
Coding region: 261-821 (186 amino acids)
Source: RefSeq, a predicted model, not a curated record